Falco peregrinus (peregrine falcon) is the source of this 1809-nucleotide messenger RNA. It is a transcript of the gene HABP4, whose product is annotated as hyaluronan binding protein 4. The transcript is spliced from 8 exons. Gene Ontology annotation, cellular component: cytoplasm; nucleus. Bases 109 to 1329 code for a protein of 406 amino acids. NCBI's taxonomy places the organism in Eukaryota, Metazoa, Chordata, Aves, Falconiformes, Falconidae. Gene Ontology annotation, molecular function: RNA binding. Gene Ontology annotation, biological process: positive regulation of RNA splicing; positive regulation of translational initiation. The record is from RefSeq and is a predicted model, not a curated record.
CGGAAAGGGGCGGGGUGACAGCAAGCGCACGGCGGUACGGGCAGCGCUGAGACGCAGCCGGAGUCGGGGCGACGGUUUCUCCGCGGCGGCGAUCCCCAGCUGCGCCCCAUGAUUCGGCCCUGCGCCGCGGCGGCUCUGCCGGCUGCCGCCACGGCGCCGGGGGCGGGGGCACGGAGGGUGAGUGGAGAGCCGUCCGCGGCGAUGAUGAAGAGGGUGGUGGGCAGUCCGGUGACUGCCGUCAUGCAGGAAAGCUUCAGUUGCGCCAUCACCAACCGCUUCUGCCACCUCCUGGACGACCAGUCGGACCCCUUAGACAUCCUGCGCGCGGCCGAGCUCCGCCAGCGGCCCGACCCAGGCUCCGGUCCCGGCGGCAAGGCGGGCGGCGGCAAGAGAGAGUCCCAGAAGGAACGCAGAGAGCUCGGCCCCGCCCCGGUGCGCAGGGGCCCACCGCAGCCCGGCCAGAAGCAAGCAUCUAAGCAAGGAGUACAGCAAGGAUUCAAUCACGGAGGAGCACAGGUGAAACAAAACAAACCUGAAUGGAGACCAUCUUUCAGGGAAUACCAUUCCUAUGGUACAGAGAGAGAUGCAGAAUUUUUAAUGGAAAGACAAAUCAAAAGGUCAGACUGUGAAAGGCCAAUAAGAGGUUGUGGCAGAGGAAGAGGUGGAAUGCAAGGUAGAGGAAGAGGUGGCAGAAUAAGCAGAUGUUUCGAUGGCUUUGACCAAAGAGGAAGACUGGAACUUGAAAGGCAAAGUGGGAAUGGCAAAGUAAGAAUGAAAGCAGAUGACAAAAAAAGUGGAGGUGAAGCUUGCAACUGGGGAACAGUUAAAAAUGAUACAAGUGGGAUGGAACAGACUUCUGUGGAAGAGACUGCAGAAACAGCUCAGCAGCCAGGGGCAUCUGAAGGACAGCAUCUAAACAAAGUUGCUGAAGGAGAGCCAAUGGAAGAAGUAGUUCAAGAAAUGACGUUAGAUGAGUGGAAAAAGCUUCAGCAGCAGAAUCGACCAAAGCCUGAAUUCAACAUCCGGAAGCCAGAAUCCACUGUUCCUUCCAAAGCAGUGGUGAUUCACAAGUCAAAAUAUAGAGAUGAUUUGCAAAAAGGCAACUUUGAAGAUGAUUCUCAUGUCUUUCGAAGACCAGUGAAUGACAUAACAUCUCAGCUGGAUAUUAAUUUUGGGAGUCUUCCUCGCCCUGGCCAUGGAUUAAGAGGAGCACGAGGUGAUCGUGUUUAUGGCAGACAACUUGAGGAGUCAGGACCUCAACCAAACGUAGGAGUGCAACUUGUUGCUCCAAAUCCUGAUGAUCCUGAGGAUUUUCCAGCUUUAGCGUGAAGAAUCGUCAUGAAUGGUGGUAUCUCAAAGUAGAUUUGGUGUAGCUGUGAAGAGCCCAGCUUUAUGCUGGUGUGGAUUAAGUCUGCUUUGACUGGAAAAGCUGUUGGAGUGGUUGGUGUGGAACGAUUGCAUUCUUCUGUUAAUGGGGUUGGUUUCUGGACACACUGGGGGACUGGGAUCCUGUCACAGGUUGCGGUGUCUGCCUUCAUUUGUGAGAACUGUAUGAAGGCUUACAAUACUUCACUACAAGGCUUCAAAUGAAGUUCAAGAGUACAGUGUUUAAAAAUGUGUAUAUAGAGAUUGUUAUCAAGUUCUUCAUGACACCAUGGUGAAAUGUAAACUUGUACAACAUGGUCUGCGAUUGGAACUUGAUUUCACUGUACCUUUGAAAGCUGCUUUCCCAGUUUCUUUGGGUGAAGCGUGCAUUUCACAGUCACAAGUUCUUUGGAGUCUGGCAAAUAAAGGAAGUGCUUACUGGUU